GGAUUAGGAAACCAUCGGCCGUCCUCUUCCUGCUUACUCCCAUCAGCAGGACCCUUCCGUUCAUUCUUUCUAUCCACCGAUAACCAUCAACAAUACGCUCGUUCAGUUCGUAACUUAUAACCAGCCAAGCUGCAGAAGACAAGCCCUUGACCACUGAUCACUACUACUUCUAUCGAACCGAUAUGCGAAGGACUCAGUCAAAGGGACUUCAAUUCGUGAAGCUCACAAUUGUCUGUUGCGCUUCGCUUUCGCUGCUGUCAGUCCCUUCUGAGGCCAAAGUACCAGACCAUGAGCCAGUCAGUCACCACGAGAGACGCUCUCUUGCACCCGCCGGAGUACCGCCGUCGCCUGCGCCAGCACCAGCACCAGUGGGAGCAACCCCUGCAAGCGUCUCUGCACCCACACCUCCCUCAACCCCUAGUGAUCCCCACGCAUGCCAGAAGCUCCCAAUCACACCCGAUACAUGGAAACUCCUUGACAUUGAUAACACUUUGCAGCGCCUACCUGGGGGACAAAAUAUGACAAUUGCUCAAUACGCUGCUGCCAACGGUGCCGGGAAUUUCAUAUGCGGAAUCGGGGAAAACUGCAAUGCCGGUCAACUGUGCCAUCCUGUCAAAGCUCCCGCAUGGCAAGUCCUGUACGCUACCCAGGAAUACACUGCCUUCACCAAUGCUCUGACGGACUCAAUCAACUAUGCCCUUUCCCAAUUGCAAGCCAUUGCUGCAUCCAUGUCCCAGGAUCUCGUCGAAAAUAUCGCUGAUUCAAGAUUGGAGGUCGACUUGAAGUGGUUGUUCACCGACAUGUACCGUGGGAUCGCCUAUGGGGCAACUGCCUUAUUCAUUAUCAGUUUCACGGCCAAAUCAUUCGGGGGCAUUUUCGAAGUCGCAGCGAUGAUUCUAUUUUUGACGGGUGUCGGAGCAGGCAUAGCGGCUUGGUUCCAGGGUGCUCCCAAGACCGCAUCGUUCGUAUCCUGGUCUAAGUUAUCGUUCUACAUCACUCAAGCCCAAGGAGAGCUUGCCACCCGGAUCACUGAAGCCACAGAGAAAACUUUCAAGGCUGGAAUAACGUCUGAAAACGGUUUGGCCAAGAUUUUGGCAGGUGGCCACUUCUUCACCCCUGCAUCACCCGUUGGCAUCAUGGAAACCACCGAGAAAUCUAUCAUGCAAAUCGUACAAGGCCGUUUGUUGGCAAGGCUACUUCGCGCACAAAAUGCGUAUAUCACAAUAUCACCGGACGAUUGCCACGGGAAAGGACCAGGCGGAUCGCGUGAAGGAAAUGAUGUGCUUUCGUACUGUGACCCUGGCCAAAAGCUGCUAUUCAACGUCGUCCGGGCCCACAAAAAGAAGACGAUUAACACUAUUUAUGGCGCAUCUGCUGUCACAAACAAAUACGGCUUCACCGUAGAAUUUAUCGUCAAGAACUCCUGGGAGUGCCAAAAGAAGUACGGUAACUUUGAGCACGACGUUUUCGCCGACGCCAGCAAGGUUUCUCCAAACGAUAUGAUGAGCACAGAUUGUAUUAUCAAUUUGCCCGUCUGUGACAUGCGAGACGACUAUGUCAGAAACUUGAAGUUCUCCCGCCACAAAACGACUACCUAUGCAUGCCGAAAAGGCGGGGGUCUUCCAAUCUAGCGCAUCCGCAACACUCGACCGUCUUUUAUUCUCUAGAUUUAAUCUUUUCCGCUUUUGUUCGUACAGCCCGCCGAACGCUCAUCCUUGCUCUUUUAAGCUUGAGAUGCUGAAUAAUUCUGAAUCUCACCUUCUUGUCACUGUGCCCCCCCCCCCCCAUGGGCUUGUUCGAUUCACAUAUUUUCUUAAAUAACAUAUGGAAUUCUCAGCGCAAGCAUGUAAAACUUACUGCUUUCUACAAUUGUCUUCUGUUCCAAUCCUUUUUUUAUGCUUAUCUAAGAUUGCUUGGGAUAUUUUUCCACCAACCCA
Molecule: messenger RNA, 1937 nt
Organism: Puccinia graminis f. sp. tritici CRL 75-36-700-3
Lineage: Eukaryota; Fungi; Basidiomycota; Pucciniomycetes; Pucciniales; Pucciniaceae
Exons: 13
Coding region: 183-1631 (482 amino acids)
Source: RefSeq, a predicted model, not a curated record